This is a messenger RNA of Pelagomonas calceolata, 1569 nucleotides long. Lineage: Eukaryota; Pelagophyceae; Pelagomonadales; Pelagomonadaceae. The record is from the annotation of a GenBank genome assembly.
GCCAGCUCCCCCAUGUUGUAUGAGCGGUACGCGGUAUCUAUGAAAAAAAGGCGCAAACAAGCUGUGUGGACUUGUUUUCAAUUGGAUCGAAACAAACAUGCAAAGUUUUUUGCAAAUAUGCAUCGUAUUUGCCUGCCAAGUUGGAGGCUGGAGCCUGCAGCCCACCCUGAGUGACAGCCGCAGCCGUGGUCGGGGGGCGAGGACAGUUGCAGCACCGAAAGAGAGGACAGUGCUCGCAGCAGCGCGACCACCGACGACGAGAUCAGAGGUCGUGGUCAGCGCCGAAGUCGCGGCGUCGCCAACGACGCCCGCGCCUGGCAGCGCCGCCGUCCAACUCGCCCUCUGCUGCGCCAUCGGUUCGUUCUGUUCGCUAGAUCGGGUGGUGAUGGGCGUCGCGAUCAUACCGAUGGCGGCCGACCUCGGCUUCAGCGAGACCAUGAAGGGUCUGAUCGCUGCCGCCUUCUCGCUCGGGUACGGCUUAGGUAUCGCGCCGGCCGGAGCACUGGUCUCAAAAACGGGCGCCCCGCGGCGCACGCUCGGAGGCGGGCUCCUGGCGUGGUCCCUGGCCCAGGCGGCGACCGCGCCGGCCGCGCCGAUGGGCAUAGCGCCGCUCCUCGCGAGCAGGACCGCGAUGGGUGUGGGCGAGGCCGCGUGCCUGCCGUCGCUGCAGGUCAUCGCGGCGACGGGCGUCGCCGCAGAGGACCGAUCACGUUUUUGGGGCUUCCUCACAGCGUCGUUGUCGCUGGGUACAAUUGCGGCCUACGCGCUCACACCCGCGAUUAUUGACUGGGGCGGGUGGCCCGCAGCUUUCUACGCAUGCGGCGGCGGCGGCGCGUUAUUGGCGUUCGUAUGGCUCGCGACCGCCGGCGCGAGCGAGGCCGCGGCACCUGUUAAAGAAGAGCCUCGGGCGCUUCCCUGGCGACGCCUCGCGUCGUCGGAGCCCGUGUGGGCACUAGCUGCGGCCCAUGCCGCUUCAAAUGUGUUUCUGUACUUUUCGGUCGCCUGGCUGCCCUCCUUUUUCGUCGACGUGUUUGGAGAUAGCACGGGCAGCGCGUCGACAGCGUCGCUCUUGCCAUUCGUUGCGGGCGCAAUUGCGGCCGUCGGCGCGGGGACGGCCUCCGACGCCAUCGCGCCGACGAUCGGGCUGACUCGGACGCGCAAGUACGCGCAGAGUGUCGCGACUCUCGGGCCCGCGGCGUCACUGACCGCGCUUGCUGUUCUAGAGCAGGGCGACAUGCUCACGCAACCGGUCGCAGAGGCAUUGCUGGUGUGUGCCGUGGCAACGCACGCGUGUUCUUGCGCGGGGCACGGCGUCGGCAUCCAGGACAUCUCGAAGCGCGACGCGUCGCUCGUUUAUGGCGUCACGACGAUCGCCGCUGUUAUUGCGGGCGCGUCCGGUCAAUACCUCACGGGUGCAGCGCUCGACGCGACGAACAACGACUUCGCGCCCGUGUUGCUCACGAUCUCUGCGGUGCAAUUGGCGGGCUUGGCGGCGUGGUGGACGUGGUGGGACUCGUCGGAACGUGUCUUCGAGUAGAUUCUAGUGUGUUGUAAAUGUCAAGCAAGUAA